AUGAUGAAAACAUCAAGAGCUAGACAGAAUUUCGUCACAGAAUGUGAAAAUGCCAUCAAUAAACAAAUCAAUGUAGAACUACAAGCUGCUUACAAUUAUAUGGCAUUCUUCACUUACUUCGAUCGAGAUGAUGUAUCAUUUCCGAAAGCAGCUGAAUUCUUUCGAAAAGCUUCACAUGAGGAACGUGAACAUGCAGAGAAGUUGGUGAAAUAUCAAAACAAACGGGGUGGUCGAAUAGAAUUUAUGGAUUUAAGAACAGCUCAGAAAACUGAAUUAAAUGAUCUUGAAGAAGCAUUUGAAAUUGCUCUAAGUUCUGAAAAGUCGAUUUCUGAAAAACACAAUGAUCCAGAGUUAUGUGAAUUUAUUGAAAUUGAAUGCUUAGAAAAUAAAGAACAAUUCAUUAAAACAAUUGCUGAUUAUUUAACACAGAUUCAACGCAAUGGGAAACAACUUGGUGAAUAUUUAUUUGAACAAUUAACAUUGAAAGAAUAA
Messenger RNA from Schistosoma rodhaini, 492 nucleotides. The record is from the annotation of a GenBank genome assembly. Lineage: Eukaryota; Metazoa; Platyhelminthes; Trematoda; Strigeidida; Schistosomatidae.